AUGUCGGUUCCUCAAGUUAAACGCAAAAUAAUGGACCCGAAAAUCCUCAUAUUCAUGCUCUUGGUAUGUUGUUCAUCAGUCUUCAAUGUAGGCGCUCAAUCUUACCAAGGGAAAUGGAAACUGCUGAAAAGAAGCAUCGGAGUUUCGGCAAUGCAUAUGGCAUUGUUACCCAAUGAGAAGAUUGUCACUUUCGACCGAUCCGAGUUCGGUCCUUCCAACAUUACUCUUCCGCAAGGGAAGUGCAUCAAAGAAGACUCGAAAUCAUCCGAUUGUUAUGCGCAUUCCGUUGAGUUCGAUCCGGCAACUCGAGCUGUUAGGCCACUGACUAUAUUGUCUGAUACGUGGUGUUCUUCGGGCGCAUUUUCGAUCGAUGGUACGUUAGUGCAAAGUGGUGGUUAUCGACUUGGUGAAAAAGUUGUUCGGUAUUUCAAGCCAUGCAUGGAUUGUGAUUGGGAAGAAGAUCAAAAUGGUCUUCUUUCACCGAGGUGGUAUGCUUCUAAUCAAGUUUUACCCGAUGGAAAGAUCAUUGUGGUGGGUGGACGAUAUCAGUUCACGUAUGAAUUUAUUCCAAAACUCUCCGGUUCCGAUCGAAUACUUUACAAACUUCCUUUCCUAAAGGAGACAAGAAAUUCAGCGUUGGUCCCCAACAAUCUCUACCCUUUUCUACAUCUAUCGACCGACGAAAAUCUUUUCGUUUUCGCCAAUGAUCGAGGGAUUCUACUCGAUUAUAUUAACAAUAAGGUGGUUAGAAGCUAUCCUGUAAUGCCUGGUGGGGUUCCCCGCAAUUAUCCUAGCACCGGAUCCUCUGUUCUUCUUCCUUUGAAACUCUUUAGUACCACCGAUAGCGACAAUAACACUAGUACCCCAGAUGCUGAGGUCUUAAUCUGCGGUUGGACAGCCCCGGAUUCGAAUGAGAAGGCUAAUGUUGGAGUCUUUGUUCCGGCAUCAAAAUCUUGUGGUCGCUUGAUAAUUACAGCGGCAUCUCCGGAAUGGGAAAUGGAGGAAAUGCCGAUCAACAGAGUGAUGGGCGACAUGAUCAUGUUACCGACCGGCGACAUUCUCAUCAUAAAUGGUGCGGCCAAAGGCACUGCUGGUUGGGGUGUUGCACGAGACCCUGUUCUGAACCCAGUUUUAUACCGCCCCGACCCUCGAAACAGUGACGAAAGCUCCAGGUUCGAGGUUUUAGCCCCAUCUUUGAUUCCUAGACUUUACCAUUCAACUGCUCAUUUGCUGUCCGACGGUAGAGUCUUAGUCGGCGGCAGCAAUCCUAACAUUAAUUACAACUUCUCUGCACUUUAUCCAACUGAACUCAGCCUUGAAGCAUUUUAUCCCCCAUAUUUCACCAAAACAAAGCCUCGGCCAUCGAUCGUUGCGGUAAACCCAGGGUUAAAAAUUGGUUUUAAGCAGAAAAUCUCUCUAGAAUUCACAUUAGAAGGGAGUGUUAUUCUAUCAGAUUUGUUCGUAACAAUGGUGGCUUCUUCUUUUACUACACAUUCAAUUGCAAUGAACCAAAGGUUGCUAGUUUUGGCAUUCAAUAAUAAAGUGAAGAAGACUUCUUCGGGGAACUAUUUGGUGGAAGGGUAUGCCCCAGAAACGGCGGCAUUGGCACCGCCUGGAUAUUACCAGUUGUUCUUGGUACACGAAGCUAUUCCAAGCAAAGGGAAAUGGAUCCAAAUCAAGCAGUUUUAA
Gossypium arboreum is the source of this 1689-nucleotide messenger RNA. Its product is annotated as aldehyde oxidase GLOX1-like. The transcript has 2 exons. Bases 1 to 1689 code for a protein of 562 amino acids. The record is from RefSeq and is a predicted model, not a curated record. Lineage: Eukaryota; Viridiplantae; Streptophyta; Magnoliopsida; Malvales; Malvaceae.